UUUCUUUAAUUCCUGGUGUUUCUGCAGAACCUCUCACAUCACUCCUGUCCCCUGAAACAGAACAACCUCUGCUGCUGGGUUAUUAUUUAGAUUUUACUCAACAGAAGGUCAAAAUGAAGAUCGCUGCCUUCAAUGUCCAGAGACUAGGAUGGUCUAAAGUCAACAAGAAGGACGUACGGAAUAUUAUCAUAAAGAUCAUGUCUCAGUACAGCGUGGUGCUGCUGGUGGAGGUGACGGAUAAGACAGGUGGUGAUGCCAUGGGACUGCUCCGCCAACACCUUAAUGAAUAUGGAGAUAACAGAAGUAAUCCGUACCGCAAGCUGUGCAGUAAACCUCUGGGACCGGAGGGUAGACAGGAGAAGUUUGUCUACUUCUACAGAAAGAAAGAAGUGGAGAUAAUAAGAUGCUACCAGUACGUAGGAAAGGAUGAAGAUGUGAUCACCAGACAGCCUUUCAUUGUCCGUCUCAAUUGUCAAAACACAGUUGUGCAGGAUCUGGUGUUGAUCCCGGUCCACACCAAACCAAAAAACGCAGAAGCGGAGCUGAACGCUCUUCAUGACGUGGUUGAGGUUGUGAGGAAAAUAUGGAAUAAUGAUAACAUUAUGAUUUUGGGAGACUUUAAUGCCGAUGGACCGUAUCUCUCCAAGAAGAAGAAAACGCUCCGUAUCUUAUCGGCUCCUUAUCAUUGGCUGAUAGGCGAUGAUGUCGACACCACGACUACUAACACAAAAAAAAGCACCUACGACAGGAUCGUGGUUUACGGAGAGAGCAUGCUGGAGGCCAUCGUCCCCAACUCAGCCAAAGCCUACAACUUCAAGAGAGAGUUGAACUUGAAAGACAAACAAAGUGUCAGUAAUCAUUACCCUGUGGAGGUGGAGCUGGAGGUGAAGCCGGAGGUGGAGCAGAUGGAGGAGGAGAUGAGGAAGCUGGAGCUGAAGCAGAAAGCUCAGAGAAAAAGGAAUCCAGAGAAACCCUCGACUGGAGGAAGACCUCAGGUUUCAGGAGCCCAGAAGAAAAAGGCCGGGCCGGCAGACACAAAGGGGAAAGGAGUGUAAACCAAGAGAAGAGGAACCAAUCUUCAAUAUUUUAUUAUCUUAAAGUAGUUUUAGUUAUUAGCUUUUAGUGAAGAGCGCUAUUCAACCCUGUGACCCGUUUCAAGUUAGGGUAAGUAAUGUGUUUUGGGGCCAUCAAAUACAAUUACAACAGGAUUGUACGGUUAUGAAUGCAUAAUAAGUUAGUUAUGAUGUAGUUAAAACAAUAUUGGAUGAUUGGAUGAACACCCUGAACGGUAACAGCUUUCGAACACAACACAAGGGUUAAGUGUAUGAACAGAAUAGAGCUUGUAUUGCUUCUUGAUGUUUUUGAUGCAACUUCAAGUUCAGCAACAGAACAGUUUCUAGUAAUGUAGGAGGCAUUUUGUUAAAGGGGACCUAUUAUGC
Messenger RNA from Gymnodraco acuticeps, 1439 nucleotides. RefSeq names its product deoxyribonuclease-1-like. The record is from RefSeq and is a predicted model, not a curated record. Bases 114 to 1055 code for a protein of 313 amino acids. Gene Ontology annotation, cellular component: nucleus. Gene Ontology annotation, biological process: DNA catabolic process. Gene Ontology annotation, molecular function: DNA nuclease activity. Lineage: Eukaryota; Metazoa; Chordata; Actinopteri; Perciformes; Bathydraconidae. The transcript is spliced from 10 exons.